Molecule: messenger RNA, 3268 nt
Organism: Propithecus coquereli (Coquerel's sifaka)
Lineage: Eukaryota; Metazoa; Chordata; Mammalia; Primates; Indriidae
Gene: TBX4
Product: T-box 4
Exons: 9
Coding region: 177-1814 (545 amino acids)
Biological process (GO): cell fate specification; positive regulation of DNA-templated transcription; angiogenesis
Cellular component (GO): nucleus
Molecular function (GO): DNA-binding transcription factor activity, RNA polymerase II-specific; RNA polymerase II cis-regulatory region sequence-specific DNA binding
Source: RefSeq, a predicted model, not a curated record
GGGACCGCUCCAGAGCCGGGAUGUGUCCGGCCCCGAGGGCACGGCGGGCAGUGGGACCCUGACCCAGCGGUGCGGAGUCGGAGCCCCGGCUGUCCCGCGCCCGUGCUCCUCAGACCCGAGCCUGCAGUGGACCUUGGGCAGCUGGCGCCUCCGCAUGCCGCAGCGCAGUUAGGGAGAUGCUGCAGGAUAAGGGCCUGUCGGAGAGCGAGGAGGCCUUCCGGGCCCCGGGCCCGGCGCUCAGCGAGGCCAGCGCAUCCAACGCCCCCGAGCCCGCGCUGGCCGCUCCGGGCCUCAGCGGAGCCGCGCUCGGCAGCCCCCCGGGGGGCCCGGGCGCCGACGUCGCCACUGCAGCUGAGCAGACCAUCGAGAACAUCAAGGUGGGGCUGCAUGAGAAGGAGCUCUGGAAGAAGUUCCAUGAGGCGGGCACGGAGAUGAUCAUCACCAAGGCGGGCAGGAGGAUGUUCCCCAGCUACAAGGUAAAAGUCACAGGCAUGAACCCUAAGACCAAGUACAUCCUGCUGAUUGACAUCGUCCCUGCAGAUGACCAUCGCUACAAGUUCUGUGACAACAAAUGGAUGGUGGCAGGGAAAGCUGAGCCGGCCAUGCCAGGCAGGCUGUAUGUCCACCCGGAUUCUCCUGCCACGGGGGCCCACUGGAUGCGGCAGCUGGUCUCCUUCCAGAAGCUGAAGCUGACAAACAACCACCUAGACCCUUUUGGCCAUAUCAUCCUCAACUCCAUGCACAAGUAUCAGCCACGGCUACACAUUGUUAAGGCUGAUGAGAACAAUGCUUUUGGCUCCAAAAACACAGCCUUCUGUACCCACGUGUUUCCCGAGACCUCCUUCAUCUCUGUGACCUCCUACCAGAAUCACAAGAUCACACAGCUGAAAAUUGAGAAUAACCCUUUUGCCAAGGGAUUUCGUGGCAGUGAUGACAGUGACCUCCGUGUGGCCCGGCUGCAGAGCAAAGAAUACCCUGUGAUUUCCAAAAGCAUCAUGAGGCAGAGACUCGUCUCCCCCCAGCUCUCAGCCACACCGGACGUAGGCCCCCUGCUCGGCGCUCACCAGGCGCUCCAGCACUACCAGCAUGAGAACGGGGCGCACGCGCAGCUGGCUGAGCCGCAGGACCUGCCCCUCAGCACCUUCCCCACCCAGAGGGACUCAAGCCUCUUCUAUCACUGCCUGAAAAGACGAGCAGACAGUGCCCGCCACCUGGACUUACCCUGUAAGCGGUCCUAUCUGGAAGCUCCCUCUUCAGUAGGGGAGGAUCACUAUUUCCGUUCUCCCCCUCCCUACGACCAACAGAUGCUGAGCCCCUCCUAUUGCAGUGAGGUGACCCCAAGAGAAGCCUGCAUGUACUCAGGUUCCGGGCCCGAGAUUGCCGGGGUGUCUGGGGUGGAUGACUUGCCCCCGCCUCCGCUGAGCUGUAACAUGUGGACUUCAGUCUCACCGUACACCAGCUACAGCGUCCAGACCAUGGAGACUGUGCCCUACCAGCCCUUCCCCACGCACUUCACUGCCACCACCAUGAUGCCUCGGCUGCCCACCCUCUCUGCUCAGAGCUCCCAGCCACCAGGAAACACCCACUUCAGUGUCUACAAUCAGCUCUCACAAUCUCAGGUCCGAGAGCGGGGGCCAGCCGCCUCAUUCCCAAGAGAGCGUGGCCUCCCCCCAGUGUGUGAGAGGAAGCCGCCCUCUCCACACCUGAAUGCUGCCAACGAGUUUCUCUACUCUCAAACCUUCUCCUUGUCCCGAGAGUCUUCCUUACAGUAUCAUUCAGGAAUGGGGACGGUAGAGAACUGGACUGACGGAUGACUUCCACGUCUCCUCGGCAGCCCCGGGACCAUGUUGCUCCAGUGUCAACCUCGGUGGGUGGCCUGCACUACCAAGAAACACAGGAAGGUAUUUCAGAGGGGGAGCGUGUGUACGAGCUCGUGUGUGUUUGCAUUUGGAGAACAUCUAUCUUCUGACAUACAACUGAGGCCACGAAAGAAAAAAAACCCACAAUUAUCUGAGAAGUGAUUUUGGCUGCAGGACCUGGGUUCAUUGUUACCUGACAUCUCUUGGGAUGCCCAUGGGUGGGAUGGGCGUGGAGAGUUCAUAUGAGGUAUUUAGAGGUUUUUAUAAUAUAAUCUUUGAUUUACUCAGGGGCCAAGGGGGUAAGGUCCCUUCUACAGGAGAGAGUCUCACUGCUGGGGUGGGAGGGCUCUGCACAUAGCUUAGAGCUCCUGGCCUUCUGUUUACAAAGAGAGCUGAGAAUCUCGUUUUGGUAGCAGGAGGCCCACGCUUUUGGCUUCUGCGAGAGUACCUGAGAGGCGGGUUCGGCUCAGCCCCAGAGUGUGCUUUGAGAGUAGAGCUGGCUCAGUUAGUGGCCUAGACAUCGAUUCCUGGAGCUCAGAGGGCUGAGGGCCGACUUGCAGAAAGGAUCAUGUGCUAAAAGUAUUUUUUAAGAGGAGGGAAAAUGUAACCAAUAGCAUCUUUGUCAUUCAGAUUUUGUCAUAAGGUACAAAGCCCUUCCCCCGAGGCCCCCAACAUGCAGUCUGUUACUCUGGUGCGCAAGAUGCAGCCUCUCGGGCACCAUCUGCAUCAUCCUAUGACUGGCAAUUAUAAAAACGUAUCUCCCCUGGCAGCAUCCCCAGAAGACCACAUUGGAGCCGAUGGCAGGCAUCUCCAGGGCCUGCUCUGCUCCCAGAAAAUCCACACCUCUGCCUGGAGCAAGAAAGCCGAAUGGAAAUAAAGAGAAUUGAAAGAUGAGUGUGAAUUCAGCCAGUGAGCUCAGAGGAGCAAAGAUAAUUCUCCAGUGAGGUGCUCUCACAGUCCUUAGCCCUGCUCUUUACUGUUGAAUGUCACCAGACCAUCGGUGUAGCUGGUGUGAACUCUAAGUCAAAUUUGAGAAAUCACUAAACUCUUUGCAUGCCGAAUAGCUAUUUAUAUAUUAUAUAAAUAAAUAAAUAAAUAUAUAUAUAUAUCUCACAAAUGCGGGCCACACGUCAAAUUCAGCUUUGCUUUUUACAAAUGAAUAAACUUAAUAAAAAUGAACAUUGGAGGUAUUUGGAAAGACAUCUAUUUAAAUUUUUAUUACAUGUUUGAUGUUAAAGACUAAAAAUGGUUUAGAUGACACACAUAUAUAUAGGAAAACACACACACUCCACAGGUAAAGCUUUUGUAGAAAACACAUUAACUAACAGGCGAUAUGGAACGUCAAGUGUUAUAUAGCAUGGACAUUUUAUUUUACAUAUGGGAACAUAAAGCCAUUUUACAACUGUGAA